CCACACCUGAAACACCCCGCGGCGACGGACACUUGAGAACGCUGCACCGCGCCCCGCCGGAAGUACUCCCCAGAGCGGAAGCUUUUCAGCGCGAUAUAGCGGAAGUGUCUUCCCUUCCGGUCUCUUUGGUCACGGCGGCAGAGGCGAGAUGACGAAAGGGACGUCGUCGUUCGGCAAGCGCCGCAACAAGACGCACACGCUGUGCCGCCGCUGCGGCUCCAAGGCCUACCACCUGCAGAAGUCCACCUGCGGCAAGUGCGGCUACCCCGCCAAGCGGAAGAGAAAGUAUAACUGGAGUGCCAAGGCCAAGCGACGAAACACUACCGGGACGGGUCGCAUGAGGCACCUGAAGAUCGUGUACCGCAGAUUCAGGCAUGGAUUCCGUGAAGGGACGACACCCAAACCCAAGAGGGCGGCUGUCGCGGCAUCCAGCUCAUCCUGAGGAUUUCGCUGAUUAGUCCCACAAUAAAUGCUGGUGUCCAAAA
Molecule: messenger RNA, 485 nt
Organism: Phyllostomus discolor (pale spear-nosed bat)
Lineage: Eukaryota; Metazoa; Chordata; Mammalia; Chiroptera; Phyllostomidae
Gene: RPL37
Product: ribosomal protein L37
Exons: 4
Coding region: 149-442 (97 amino acids)
Biological process (GO): translation
Cellular component (GO): ribosome; cytosolic large ribosomal subunit
Molecular function (GO): structural constituent of ribosome; RNA binding
Source: RefSeq, a predicted model, not a curated record